CCACCCGGUCCUCGAGGGAUCCUUGGCGGGAUCGGCCUUAGAGCAGGUAGCGCCCCAGCUCAGUCAGAGGACAGAGCACCUCAUGCCGGGCUCUCCAGAGUGAGUCCCUGUGGGAUGCUGUUAGCUAUCCCUUGCGCCUGAAGCCAGAGUGCCUGAGCCCCGUGGAACUGCCCCAUAGCCUGCGAGAGAAGACACGCGACACCAGAAGCAGGGAUGCCGCUCAGCACGGGAAUGCUGGAGCUCAUCAACUUCAACGCCAUCCCCAUGGUCCCCCUGGACGAUGACCUGGCGACUUCAUCCAAGCAGAGGUGCAUCCAGCAUGAAGAGCUGAAGAUGAGAGUGAAACAGAACCCUCCCCUGUGCCUCAUGGGCUCCAUGGACCAGCUGAAUAGAAAGAUCUCCCAGAUAGACCUGAAGACCAGACUGUACACGACCAGCAUUUACAGCAACGUCCUGGUCAUUGAGAAACUGGAGGCAGAGAAGAAACUGAGAGAGCAGCAGCGCAUCUUGGGAGAGAAAGAGAAAUCUAACAAAGCCAAGAAGAAGUCACCCAAGUUUUUCUCGCUGACUCCAUCGACUUCAAGUGUUCCCUGUGCCAGGUUGAAAAAGAGAACCCAGGACGGGCUAGCUGAGCUGUACCAGGCCCCAGAGUAUAACGCGGCGCUGCCCAGUGAGCUGCCAAACGGGGUGAACUACUGUGACAUGGUGGGCAACGUCAUCCGGGCGCAGGGGAGCACCCUCAGUGGCAAGGCCUUGUGUGCACCAGAAGAAAUGAACAGAUUCUUUUCAUCUCCGUUUUCCAAGGCUAUCGUGCUGGACUGUUUCUGGUGGAUCUUUCAUGAAAGAUACGAUCCAAACAAGGAGAUCCAGAGGAAGCUAUUUGACCGAGUGUCAAAGAACUAUGCUCAUCUCCUGCUGGACAUGCCCAGGUCGUUACACGAAGAAUUCAUCCUGCGAAGUUUCCCAUCCCUCCUGAGCCAAGCCCUCUAUACCAGCUUCUGCACCUGCUUCCCACAGUCGUGGUUCGACAAUCACGAAUUCAAAUCUUCCAUCUGUGACACCAUGAAUCAGUGGAUUGGAGGCACGUUCCCAAGCCCAAGGAGCUACGUACAUUGGAACUACUUUGAGUUGGAGCCGGUGCGAUUCCGCAGAGAAGAGCUGAUGAGAGGCAGAGAGAAGCUUGCUGGCAGCGACAGGCAGAAGAUUGCAAUGCAAAUCUCAAAGUCGGAGCCCCGCUCAAAGAACCAGAGACAAGCCUCCAAGAAGGUUAGGGAGAUCACAGAGAUGAGGAUAUUAGAGAGGUCAGCUCAGAAUGAGUCUCACCCGGCCUGCAGGGGACCCGAGUUUUCGAGAAACCUGUUCAGCAUAACUGGCAACAGCCCACUGAUUGUUCACUACCUUCAGCAGCAUGAUGCUUAUCGACAGGCUGGCCAGGACAUCCUGAUGGUCCGGCGUGAUAUGACCAAGACCGUGCCAGAGGGCACGGCAGCCUAUCGAGAUGUGAUCCGGCAGGUCAGGGCUAACAUGAAGAAACUGAGCAAGGACACCAGGUACCUGCGUAAGGUGCACUGGAAGGAGUGGAAGAUAUUUGACCAGAGCCAGAAGGAUCUGCAGGCCGAUUUCAUCAGGAAAGUGAAAGACGUCAACGCAAAUGCAUUAGAAAAGAAGAAGAUGAAUCAGUAUUUCAUCCCCCCUCCAGUUUUCCAGGAGGAAUUUUAUGAUCAAUAUGGAAAAAUCGUUGAAAUGGAAGAAGUACAUUACAACACUGCACACAUAACCCCCCAGCUGAAAAUGAGAUGUUAGGCCUGAGACUGUGAGUUAAGAGUCAUUAACCCUUCGUGGUUCCUUCUGUCGAGCACAUUAAAGGUGGGCCCCAUCUGGGGCUUUGGAGGCUGUGGCAAACAGGCCCCUGGAGGCUGAGUGCUGGGGGUAGAGGCUUUGGGAACGUGGGAGGAAUCCCACAUCCUCAGCUUAAGUGUGUUCUCCGACAUUGAAGUGUUUAUUUUAAAAUUCAAUAGAUUCAAAAGAGAACUUAUUUUCCUUCUCAAGCCCAUGCUUUCCUUCCUUAACCUCCUGAUUUCUGUUGAGAGAUGCACCAUACUCCUGGUCACCCUGGGUGGUCUCAGUCUUUCCUCUCACCUUGGCAUCCAGCCACAUCCUGUGGAUUUCACCUCUGAGUUACCUUGGACACCCACCCCCUUGUUCAGACCUUUGUUACCUCUGUUCUGGCCUAUUGUAAUCACCUUCAUCCUCUCUCCUCUCCAACUUAUCCUUUUAAAAUGUUUUGAUGGCUAGAUCCCAUUCAGCAGACAAGGAAAGCUGUUGCACAGUGCAUUCCCAGAAAGCCACUGGGCCACUUGGGACUGCCCUGAUAAUCCAUGGGAUGCUCUGGUUUUAUAAUUCAACAGAAAGGAAAGGUGUGUGUGUCAACUAUCACUUGAAUUUUUUUACCUGUCAGUGCUGACUUUGCCUUAUUGUAGUCAUUGUGUGUUGUGGUUUUCUCAGCUUUCUCCACCCGGCCUUCCUUCCUUCACCUUGAGCAGCCCCAUGUGCCUCUGAGUUCUUCCUUUUUGUUAUUCUUGAAAGUAUAGCGAUUCAUGACAUUCCACAGAGCAUACUUUGUUCCAUCAUCCCUCAAUUGUGGGGCAUGUGUUUUCUUCUCACAAAUAAUGCUGCUAUGAACAUUUAUUUGCAAAGGGGUCUUUUCUUU
Molecule: messenger RNA, 2710 nt
Organism: Vombatus ursinus (common wombat)
Lineage: Eukaryota; Metazoa; Chordata; Mammalia; Diprotodontia; Vombatidae
Gene: FAM227A
Product: family with sequence similarity 227 member A
Exons: 15
Coding region: 214-1803 (529 amino acids)
Source: RefSeq, a predicted model, not a curated record